Messenger RNA from Belonocnema kinseyi, 534 nucleotides. RefSeq lists its product as uncharacterized. Lineage: Eukaryota; Metazoa; Arthropoda; Insecta; Hymenoptera; Cynipidae. The record is from RefSeq and is a predicted model, not a curated record. The coding region runs from base 1 to 534 and encodes 177 amino acids. The transcript has a single exon.
AUGGUAGCUGGGAUCAUCCCUAUUGAUCUUCUUGCGAUAGAGCGAAAGGAGAUCUAUGAAAGAAAACGGGAGGAAAAUAUUGACUGUCUCAGAAAAUUGGUUAGAGACAAGAGUGUUAGUAUUUUCCAAGAAAGAAUUCAGAUCAGUGGCGUAGGUAAGUGGACAGCUAGACUCAUACCAAAUAUACAGGAUUGGAUAAAUAGGUCGCAUGGGGAGGUGAAUUUCUACCUUACCCAAUUUCUAAAAGGGCAUGCUCACUUUAAUAAAUAUCUUUAUAGGAGAAAUAAAAAGAAUAGUCCAAACUGUGACUAUUGUCCGGAAAAGGAGGAUGAUGUUGAACACACCUUCUUUGAAUGUGAAAGAUGGAGAGAGAUAAGGACCACUCUUGAGCGAAAAAUAGCUGACCGACUAAGCCUGGACAGUAUAACCAGACGGAUGACAGAAGGUGAACAUAAAUGGGAUGCGGUAGCAACAUUUGUGGAAACUGUGUUACGUUCGAAGAAGAAAGAAGAAAGAGAGAGGGAAGGAGGGUAA